UAUUGAGCACUUGGUGAAGGCACUGUUCUGAGUGCUGUCUGUGUCUUAACACAACAGAUACUGAGCAUCAGGCAUUGCUGGGUGCUGGGAAUCAGCAGUGAGCAAGAGAGAUAAGGACCUGUCCUCAUGCAGCUGGCAGACUAGUGGGGGAGACAGUGAGAGGAAGGAAGGGAGAAAGGGAGGGAGGGAGCAAAGGAAGGAAAGAAGGAAGGGAAGAAAGAAAGAAGGGAGAGAGAGGGGAGGAGAGAAGGGAGGAAGAAAGGAAGGAGGAAGGAAAGAAGGAGGAAGGAAGGAAGGAAAAUGUUGAGGAGCAUAGAGUGACACCUCAGUUGCAAUGAGCACACCUAGGCCCUACAUCUUGGUUUCUAAACACCAUUUUCAAAUAAAAGGAACCAGGACUCCUUGGAGAAAUGGCUGAUUCCAGGGCUGGGGUAAGGAAAGUACAAAAUGAGCCUGGAAGGUCUUCUGGUGCCAGAAAAUGAGGAAGUGCUCAAAAAAAAAAAAAAAAUGACAAGGGCGUGUAGAAAAGACACAAGAGCUAAGUUGAAGGAGCUCCCAAUGGUCAAAUCAGGGACAAUUUGAGCAAGAAAAUAAUGAUAGCAAUGGUUUAUAACCUAUAAAAUAAAUAUCCCUGAGUUCAUACUAACACAAAUAACAGUUGAAUAAAGAGAUAAAUGGAGAGAAGGGACAGUGCUUCCUUAUAGCACAAUUCACAAUAAAUUCAGAAAGAAUGAUGAACUAGAGAAUGACCAUUUGGAAAACACCACAGUAAUAACUGCUGUAGGCAAGAAUUGUCAAUGGUCAUCAAAAGAUGCUAAAACUAGUGAGGGGGAAAUUAUAAUGAAAAACAAGAUAUUUGCCAUAUCUGUAAGUAUAUCCCCAUAAGGUAAUUAUUAAUUACAAAGAGAAAAGUAGUAAUUCAACAGUGGAGUUACCUGGCAGACAACUCCUUAAACAAGAGAUCAAAGUUAACAUCACCAGUAUUGGGACAAAUUGACAUCGUGUGCCCCCUGACACGAUGCACUGAGAAGGACACAACAUCGCUGCUAUGGUAUUCGUACCGAAACUGAAUUUAAUCAUGAGGAAACAUCAAACAAUCCAAAAUUGAGGAACACACUACAAAAUAACUGGCUGGUACUCUUCAAAAGUGUCAAGGUCAUGAAAGACAGGGACCAAAAAAGUGUCGCCAUUUAAAGGAGACUAAGGAGAUGUGACAACUAAAUGUGAUGUGCUGUCUGGAUCGGGUCCUGGACCAGAAAGGAGACAUCAAAGGGAUAAUUGGUGAAACUUGCAUAAAGGUGGCAGAUUAGUUAAUAACAUUGUAUCAAUGUUAAUUUCCUAGCUUUGAUCCUUGUACUACCUCUCUGCAAGGUUAACCUCUGGGGAAACUGGAUGAAGGGUAUUCUAGAACUCUUUCUACUGCUUUGGCAACAUUUUUUAAGUCUGAAGUUGUUUCAAAUUGAAAAGUCAAAAAGUAAACAGAAAUAAAAAACAGAAAGCAGGUAAAUAAUCGCCAGACGUGAUGAGUGCUCCACGGGAGACUCAGCAGAAUGGAACGUUCGAUGUCAGCCUGCCGGGAAAUGCCGUUUAUGCUGAGACUUCGAUGCAGAUCGAAAGCCCAGCACAAAGCAGGGGGAAGAGCGGCGCUCUGGCUGAGGAACCACACGUGCAAGGGCCCCGAGGCCGGAAAGGGUUUGCCUGUUGGUCCCUAGGAACACACAAUAGAGAGUACAGUGGGAUCUCAUGGAUGAUGCUGGAAGGAUGGGAAGACGGCCAGUUUUGAAGGGCCUCGUAGAUCUUAAGGAAAUGUGUGGGUGUUACUCCAAGUGCACUGGGAAGCCAUAGGAAGUUUUUGGCUAUCAUGUAAAUUUCCUUUGAGACACUUAUGAUGCUUUGAAACCAUAGUCCGUCGUGGGGCUAUUUGAUGAAUGCCAGCCUCUCCAAGAGAACAGAAACUCUGGCCAUCACGUGCAGGCUUAUAAAGGCACAUAACAGCCAUUCAGUGUUUGUGUGGGGGUGAAGGGAUGAAGGAACAAAGCUUAGGCUGCUGGAGGACCCAGACUUUGGAUGGCCCCUGGUAUCUGCUGUGAGUUGAAUCGUGUCCUCAAAAAGAUGUUUAAACCCUAACGUCUGGUACAUGUGACUGGGACCUUAUUUGGAAAUCAGGUCUUUGCAGAUGUAAUCAAGUUGGGACGAGGUCAUAUUGGAAUGGGGUGGGCCCUCAUCCAGUGACUGGUGUCUUUACAAGAGAAGGGAGAGGGACAUUUGGAUACAGAGAUGCAGAUGCAAAGAGAAGACGGCCGUGUGAAGACAGAGGCAGGGGCGGGAGUGAGGCAUCUACCAGCCAAGGAACGCCUGGAGCCCUCAGAAGCCAGAAGAGGCAGGAGGGACCCUCCCCUCGAGCCUCGACAGAGCCUUGAUUUCAGCCUUCUGGUCUCCAGACUGUGAGAGAAUGGAGUCCUGUUGUUGUAAGUCUCCGGGUUGGUGGUGCCUCGUCGUGGCAGCCCCAGGACAUGCAGCCACCCUGCCUCUGCAUUCCCGACGUGAAUUGACGGGUGACCUCAGUCUCUCCCUCUUCUUUCUGCGCACCCUCCUCGGGCUAUUUACCACGCCCGCGAGUCCCUUAUACAUUUCCUUAUGAAAUGUUCUUUACUUAAGGUAUUGCUUAAUAUUUUAAAAUCAAGUUCAGACCAACCCCCUUUUAAAACUCAGUCUCGUUCUCGGCACUGUGAGCUGUGAAAACACAAAUUUGCUACAGUAACUGAGGCAGCUUUUCAAGCUUUUCAACACCCUCUACCAUCAAUGCAUAAUCAUUGGCGUAAGAAAUGCUCACCGUUGCACCUAAAAUCACCUGGCACACCUCCCAGAACCUCGGAACAAGCCAAUUAGGAGAGGAAAACCAGGUGCUUUUCUGGUGCUUUUCGUCCCCAAAAGAAAGGUGUCUGAAGACCGGAUAUUCCUCCAUCUGCUCCGGCUACAAACCCUGCGUCUUCCUCCACUCCCCUCCCCUCUGCAUUCACACCUGUGCUUUUUGUGAGGAAAACAAGGGUCGUGGACCUGGGUGUGAAACUUCUCUAAGCCUCCAUUUUCAUCUGUAAAAUGAGGAUAAACACGUCACCUAGUAGAAGUGUUGUGAAGAGUAGAUAAGAAAAGGGCGCAUAUUUUUUUAUUCCAUUUAUGUGAAAUAUCCAGAAUAGGCAAAUCCCUAGAGACAGAGCAGAUUAGUGGGUGCCAGGCUGUAGGAGGAGGGCGGAAUGGAGAGUGACAGCUUGUGCUAUGGGCUUUCCUUUUAGGGGUGAUGAAAAUGUUCCAGAAUUAGAGAGUAGUGAUGGGUGCACAGCAUGGUGAAUGUCCUAAAUGCCACUGAAUUUUACUCAUAUACUUUAAAAUGGUUAAAACGGUGAAUUUUUUGUUAGGUAUAUUUCAGCAAAAUUUACUUUUUAAUUGGAUAAGCAGCGUCCGCCUGGGGUAGAAUGACAUUGGCCAAGCCUCUGCACCCCUCUGAGCCUCGGUUUCCUCAUCUGCAAAAUGGGGCUGUUGAGAGAACCUACGUCAUGGCAGGUUUGCAGAUUGCACCUGUCGGUCUAUAGGAAUGGCCAGCACGUGGCAGCACUCCUUCAGGGGCCAACGGGCUGCCUCCCCUAGGCUCGCAGGGAGGCCUCACGGCCAUGAUGGAGACAGAGCAGCUGCUCUCUAGACAAUCUCAGCCAAGUGCCCACGCUCAGGAGAGGCCUAGCAGAUGUCCUUUCCCCCUUAAGGCCCCAGGCAGGUUCUAUAUGGUGUCUGCUGUGUGGCCCGUUCCUGGCAUUCUGACCCACGUAACACAUCAGGCUGGGGCAGAUCAUAUUCUGAACCCGUCUUAAAGCCUCGUCUGGGCAGUUGGGCGCUCUGGAUUUAAUUCUGCAGGUAAUUUGAACGAUGGUUUCUAAUUUCAAAAGUCCUUGCUCUCAUGAGUGCAAAAGCAGCAUAAUUUUUAAUUAGUGGGUAAACAGGAAAUAAUGGAUGGCGGUACGUGGACACCACUGUUAAUUAAAAGUCCGUGGUUGAUAAAAAUCCAUUUGGCCCAUGCCCUUAACUCAGUCUGUCAGGUCCCUGUGCAAAGUCCUGCGGCUCGGGCCCCAGCAGCAUCUGCUUUCAGUCGUUACUCCUUUAGUUAAGACUUUUCUAGGGAAGAAAAAAGGGAGGAGGAGAAAAGAAACUGAAAAAGCUCCCUCAAAAGCUGCAACUGAAAAAGACUUCCUGCAUCCAUUUAUAACUGGUUAAUUUAAUUUUUGCUGCCUUGAAGUGGAAGUUUCACCAAUGGCCGAGAGGCGACGUGACCUCCGCUCCGGUGUGUUCACAGAGGUCUCCCGUUGUGUUUUGUGUUCUGUGCUUAGUGUGUGCAUGUUCUGAAUCCAGUGAGAUUCCACCGUGUCUCCAAGUCUCCUGACUCAAUUAAAUCCUAAUUUCGCACCGAAAAACAAGGCAAACCAAAACACAGGUAGCGGAAACACACUACCUGAGGAUUUGUGACGAAAUACAACGUGGCCAGCCGUCUCCUCUUGGUGCCUUCAGAGAGAGCACAGGGGACAGGCUUGUUUUCCUUGGAACAGGAAACAUUUCCUCCAGGAGCCGAGCUGUGUGCAAACGAUGCCAUUAUCAUUUUCCAGCCGCUCGCGAUUUCGCUCUGAGAUGGAAGCUUGGUUUUCUGAACGGGCAAAUCACGUCGACCUCCUGUGGUCCUUUUCCUCUCUUUCCUUCCAUCCAUCCUCCAAAUCAACACUUCCCCACAGGUUUUGUGGACACCGGUGAUGUGCAAAUUAACCUGCAGACCUGAAUGCAGGGCACCCAGUGUCUCCUGAGGAGUUGACUGCAGGAGCAUGAGAAGGUGUGAGGUGUAGACCCUGCUGUGCAGUGGGGGACCCCAGGCCUCCCCAGGCCCUCUCUGGCCCCGCUGCCUUUCCUGAACCCGAGGGGGAGAUGUGAAUGUCCAAUGGGGGAGGGGACAGGAUAUAUCAUUCAUUCACUCCUCCACUCAGCCCGAAAGCCUUCCUGGGGCCUCCUGGACCCCCAGGGCCUGUCCCUCUGUGCUGGCCAACAUCUCCAGCAGGCCCCUGGCGCCCCCUGACCCACUUCGGCCACAGGCUAGGUGGGAAGGAGUGCCGUUGGAAAGCCCUGUUGCAGGAGCUGGGCCAGCGGGUCGAGGCCGGCCGCCCCCUGAGCAUAGCUCGUUGCUGUAAUAUUUGGAUGCUGCUCGCUGCCAAGCUUCCCACAACAUCUCGCCAUCUGGGCUGCAUCAAGCCCGACCCUCUGAGUGGAGAUGACGGUUUCUGGGGGAAUUGCUGCUCUUUCGCAGCUGAAGCCCUGGUCCUCUCGCCCCUGAGCAGCCCCUAGAAGAGAUUCUGUCUGAACAGUCCCAUGGCCGGGCCUGGCUUGUCUCCACAAGAUGCGCACAUCUGGGGUCACUCAGGAGGGCCUGGGGCCCUGGGCCCUGCCCUGCUGCUCACAGGCAUCCUCCCUGAGGCCUCCGAUUCCUCUCCCGGCCCCACUGUUGGCCUCGUGCCUCAGCCUGGACACCCACCACACACUUAGUGAGCACCCGCUAUGUGCCAGGUGCCGGCCGGGGUCCCACGGAUGUGCAGAUGGACAACACAAGGGCCUGGCACCGAGGAGGGACUGUGAAGUAAGUGGCCUCGAGGGGCAGGCGCAGGUCUGGCCUGCUCCAUGUGGCAGGUCAAACAGAACCCAGACUCCUCAGUGGAGUGAGGUGGAAGCCCUGCCCCCAUCUCCUCCGUCUGAGUCUCUAGUGCUCCUGGGCUGGGAGCACAGGGGCCCUCAGCUCCCGCCCGGUGGUGGUCAGACACGGCAGGCAAGUCUGCAAAGGGCCAGCCUUCCAGGAGUCUGGCUCGGCACAGUAAUUCUUGGAGGCUUCCUGCCUGGGAAUCUGGCAUCCUCUGCCUGGAGGAGCCUUGAACUCCGUGGGAAUCAUACGAUACGUACAUCUGGGAAUCCGGGAGGAGAUGAGUCUGGAGGCUGAUUCUAGGCGCCCCGAGGUGGGGAGCCCAUCACUGUCUCUGGGGGGGCCUGGGUGCCCUGGGGAGGGACCGAGGUGGAGGUGGAGGUGGGGACAGACCUCUGCCUGGCUCUCUGCUGCCUCCUGGGCAGUGGCCCGGGGUGGGCUGGGCGGGCCGGCAGGUGGAGUGUCAGGCGUGUGCCAGGAUCACUAACCAGGUCUGUUUGCUUUGCAGCCCGCACCGCAGAGGUGGCUGGGAUGGCAAGGGGUGGCCACUUGCCCUGGGAACCGUCCUGCCAGCAGCCCCUGCCCCACACUGCGCUACUGCCCCCACGCCUUGAAGGGCCCUGGGUCUCCACUGGCUGCGAGGUGCGCCCGGGCCCGGAGUUCCUCACGCGCUUCUACACCUUCUCGGCCACGCGCCUCUUCCGCGCCUACCAGUUCUACUACUGGGACCCGUCGUGCCGCCAGCCCGCCCUCUCCCUGCUCAUCAAGGGCAGCCUGCGCCUGCGCCGGGCCUCCUGGGUCACCCGAGGCGCCACCGAGGCCGACUACCGGCUGCACAAGGUGGGCGUCGUCUUCCACAGCCGCCGCGCCCUGCUCCGCGUCACCGGGCGCCUCGACCGCAGCCGGGCCGGCCGGGCCUGCGCGCGGCAGCUGCCCCCCGCGCGGUCCUGGCUGCCCGGGGCCCUGUACGAGCUGCUGAGCGCGCGGGCCGGCCGGGACUGCACGGCCGCGCUGGGCUUCACCAUGCACGAGCUCAGCCUGGUCCGCGUGCAGCGCCGCCUGCAGCCGCAGCCCCGGGCCGGGCCCCAGCUCGUGGAGGAGCUGUACCUGGGGGACAUCCACACCGACCGGGCGGAGAGGCGGCACUACCGGCCCACUGGCUACCAGCGCCCGCUGCAGAGCGCCCUGCACCACGCUCGGCCCUGCCCGGCCUGCGUCCUCAUCGCGCGCUCGGACGAGCACCACCCGCCCGUGCUGCCCCCGCGGCCGGCGCUGCGCCUGCGCCUGCGCCUGCGGGGCCGCUGGGUGAGCGCCGGCUGCGAGGUGCGCCCCGCCGUGCUGUUCCUCACCAGGCGCUUCACCUUCCACGGGCACAACCGCUCCUGGGAAGGGUACUACCACCACUUCUCCGACCCGGCCUGCCGGCAGCCCACCUUCACCGUCUACGCAGCCGGCCGCUACACCAGGGGCACGCCGUCCGCCAAGGUCCGCGGCGGCACCGACCUGGUCUUCCAGGUCACACGGGCCCACGUGACGCCCAUGGACCAGGUCACCACGGCCAUGCUCAACUUCUCCGAGCCGAGCAGCUGCGGGGGCCCCGGGGCCUGGUCCCUGGGAACCGAGCGGGAUGUCACGGCCACCAACGGGUGCCUGCCGCUGGGCAUCAGACUCCCCCACGUGGAGUAUGAGCUUUUCAAGAUGGAGCAAGACCCCCUCGGGCAAAGCCUGCUUUUCAUCGGACAAAGGCCCACAGAUGGGUCGAGUCCCGACACCCCCGAGAAGCGCCCCACGUCCUACCAGGCGCCCCUGGUUCUCUGUGACGGGGUGGCCCCAGACUUCUCCAGGCCCCAGCCUCACAGGCCUCUGCUGCAGAAGCCUCUGGGCGGUGGGGGGCCGUGUCCUCAAGGGGUCCCUCUUCACUCUCUGCUCCUAGUUGUGGGGCUGGUCUUUCUCCAGUGGUUAUGAAAUGGGUCCACUUCCAGAGGCUCCUCGGGCGUCCAUCUGACUCUGCAGACUGCCCCGCACGGCCCCUCCGUCCACCCGUGAGGAGGGGCCAGUCCUCUCCCCCUUCUCUGUCAUGGACACUACAUGGCCCAGCUGCUGCCAGCUCAGCCUGCAUCCCCGGGGCUCGGCACCUGAGUUCAGCAGCGCCUGCAAAGUCUAGACUACGGCCGGCGACCGAGCCCUGCCCAUGGGUGGCGAGGCAGUAGCCAUUGCUGCGAGUUUCUAAACGCUCACUCCCGGAGUCCGUGGGCAGUUGAGGACCAGUGGCGGGAGCCGACCGCACCGGGCCUCCCCGCCCAGUGGCACCCCCUUCUCUCCCUGCGCCCCUGGGAUUGAGUGAGAUGGGGGUGAAGUUCCGCCUGGGGAUACCGCUACUGCUCUGCCAUGUCUGUGUUGUUAUUUAAAGAUUAUUAAUUCUAAUUUAGCAAUACAAACUCAAACUGGAGCCAUGAAUUAAAGAUGCUGCUUCGGGCUUUCCAUCGUCCUCAGCCGUCUGGCAGAGGGCUCAUCUCUUUGGGGGCCACUCGCUUUCUUGAGCUUUCACUGCUGGCAUUUGUCUGCAGCUGCCUGUGCUUCUGCGAGUCAGGCCUCAAGCUGUCAACACCGCGCACGGUAAGCCAGCCCCGCCGGGCCGGCAUGCCAGCGAAGGCGGCUCAUCCGGGCAAGACCCGUGGCCCCCUCGCCCACACCAGGCUCCAGCAGGCGCGGGGUGGCCGCCAGGGGUGGGUCUUUGGAGGAAAGCCGCGUUUCCAGCCUUUGGAAAGUAAUUAAUACUAAUGAUGGUGGUAACACCAGCAUGCUGUGUAAUUAGCCCUGCACAGGCGUCCUCCGUCUGCAGGAUUCCCUGUGCCUGCCUGACAAGGAGGGAGAGAGACCUCCGACUGUCUUUGGGACCACCCUAGGGAGAGGUCAGGGUCACCAGCCUACACGGCGACAUCUGGAGGAGGCGGCAGCCCGUUGCGAGGAUGCCGAUGGCCUCCUCUGCUCAGAGAGGCUGUCAUCGAGGUGGGGACAGGCCACGCCAAUUCAGAGCCCCUGCCUGUGUUCCCAGGACCUCAUCCGGACGCUGCAAAAUUGACUGGCAUCCUGGUGAGCCUAAGGGCCUCCGGACUCUGUGCUGCCCAGCGCCCCUCCGUCCUCUCCCCACCUCUCUCUGGCUCUUAUCACAGAUCCUGAACCACACCUGCCUCCAAGGCUAAUGAGGUUUUCAGAGGGAAGCCCUCGUCCUCCGUUAGAUUGUGUGGGGUUCAGUCAGCUGCUGAAAUUGCUCUAACUUAUGUAACCAUUCUUUAAAAAACAAAAAACAAAAAACAAAAAAAACCCACCCAGUUAAUAUUCUCUGUAGCUCUCAGAGAGCUAUGAGAGUUCCUGGCAUAUUUACCAAAGUACAAGAAAUAAUUAGAUUAUUUAUGGGCUCAGACUGCGUCGGGGUUGGGGGUUCCUGGUGGGGAUGAGGGUGGGUGGCAAUAACGUGUCCACAGCUGAGCAAGUCUUGUAUCUGAGGCUUGAAGCAACCAUGCCAUCGUUAACCAUCAAAUUUGAAUCUUUUAAUAAAAUUAAACAGCCUGAAAAA
Molecule: messenger RNA, 9296 nt
Organism: Equus caballus (horse)
Lineage: Eukaryota; Metazoa; Chordata; Mammalia; Perissodactyla; Equidae
Gene: APCDD1L
Product: APC down-regulated 1 like
Biological process (GO): negative regulation of Wnt signaling pathway
Cellular component (GO): plasma membrane
Molecular function (GO): Wnt-protein binding
Source: RefSeq, a predicted model, not a curated record